AUGAUUCUGGACUCGCAGCAUUAUCGUGUGCUCAAACCGCAAAUGAACUUCGAAGCUAGGCAAGAGUCGCCAAACUCCCACCGUGGGCUCAACGACCGUGGAGCACAGGUCAUUGUCAUUGUAGCAGUUUUCUGGACAAUCGCAACGAUAUCUGUUGUGCUGCGACUUCAUGCUCGUCGCAUGAAAAGAAUCGCAUUCAUGAUCGAAGACUGGCUGGUGGUAGGAGCGUUAAUAAUAUUUUAUGGGUUUGGGAGUGGAGACAUAAUGCUGGUCGUUUUUGGGGGUUCUGGAUGGCAUGUGGAUCAAUUGAAUCCCGCACAGCUGAAGACCGCCCAAAAGGUCUUGCUUGCAAAUCAGAUGCUGUACGGUGUCGGGCUUGGAUUAAUCAAAUGCAGUAUCACCAUCAUGUUAAUCAGGAUAUUUGCGGUCCCGAAAUUCAGACUCGCAGGAUACUUUGUCUUGGCAAUGUGCAUUUCAUGGACUGUAAUGACAAUCCUGAUAGCUUUCCUUAUCUGCCGUCCAUUGGGCUAUAAUUGGAAUCUUCAACCUACAGCUGGGCAUUGUGGCAACACGAUAUCUGCCUAUACAGCCGUUGGUAUUGUAGAUAUCAUCACGGAUUUGAUGAUUCUCUCACUUCCCCAACCUAUGAUUUGGAGGCUACAAAUGCCAACGGCAAACAAAAUAGCACUUGCAGCAUUGAUGUGUUUUGGUUUGUUUACUGUCGCUAUGAGCGUUGCACGAGUGGUAACAAUUCUCAAUACUGAUUUCUCUGAUUUUACUUACAACCUCUACAAUUAUAUCUGGCCCGUGAUAGAGUUCGGUGUUGCUAUCUUUGUUUGCUGUGGUCCCUUGUUGCGUCCUAUAUUGACCCCUAUUAUUGGGGCUCUUGCCUCGAUCAGCACUCGACUGGGGUCAAAGCAGGAUUCAAGAAGACAGAGUUCGACGACCAAAAGAGGAGGCCACCGAGGAUUCAGUCAUUUGGAUGAAGAUGGUUUGCCCCUUCAGCCGAUGGCGAAAGGAACGCACACCAACACUAUCAGCGCCACCAACGACGCGCGGAACAACAGAACAAGCACUUCCGGCAACGCUAUAUCUUCUGAUAACAAGGCCAUUGUGGUAGAGACUGCUUGGGAUUGUGCAUAA
Botrytis deweyae is the source of this 1143-nucleotide messenger RNA. RefSeq lists its product as uncharacterized. The record is from RefSeq and is a predicted model, not a curated record. The coding region runs from base 1 to 1143 and encodes 380 amino acids. The transcript has 4 exons. NCBI's taxonomy places the organism in Eukaryota, Fungi, Ascomycota, Leotiomycetes, Helotiales, Sclerotiniaceae.